This is a messenger RNA of Pistacia vera, 2275 nucleotides long. RefSeq names its product protein DETOXIFICATION 44, chloroplastic-like. NCBI's taxonomy places the organism in Eukaryota, Viridiplantae, Streptophyta, Magnoliopsida, Sapindales, Anacardiaceae. Gene Ontology annotation, biological process: transmembrane transport. Gene Ontology annotation, molecular function: antiporter activity; xenobiotic transmembrane transporter activity. The record is from RefSeq and is a predicted model, not a curated record. Gene Ontology annotation, cellular component: membrane. The transcript has 13 exons. The coding region runs from base 178 to 1824 and encodes 548 amino acids.
CGAAGUUAGUAGCAGUACAAAAUUCCAAACUCGAUAUUUUGGGCAGCCACAGAUUUAGCCGCUAAAUUUCCUUGGCAGAUAAUAACAAAUACAACACGAAGCUCGUGGUUACAGUUACCUCCCGGAGAUUCAAAUCAGAAUCUCUUUGCUCUCUCACUCUCAACUAACAAUUCAAAAAUGGCCACCACUACUCUCUCGCGUCAUCUUCUCUGUCUCUACUCUUCCUCUAAACGAACCAAUUCAUCUCGUUCCAGAAACUUCACCUGCUCAGUUCGAUACAAAACCGUCCUCAAAUCAUCACUUCACGAGAAAGACACCACCACUACCGCCACUUCUGUUGAAACUUCACCGCAAAAACUAACUCCUAAAGAGAUAGAUAAACCCGAACCGAACCGAUUGGCUUCAGCCGAUUCGUUUUCUGUUUUCCUCAGCAGUUGGAGAGAUGGAUUUAAGCUUGAUGAAUUGGGAAUGGAGAUAUGGUCUAUUGCAUUGCCUGCUGCGUUGGCUUUGGCUGCUGAUCCGAUUGCUUCACUUGUCGAUACAGCCUUUGUUGGUCAUUUAGGAUCGGUUGAAUUGGCGGCAGUUGGGGUUUCAGUUUCUGUGUUUAAUCUAGUGUCAAAACUGUUCAAUGUUCCAUUGCUAAACAUAACGACAUCCUUUGUUGCUGAAGAGCAGGCAUUAAAUAAUCAGGGCAACGGUGGUACUAGCCAACUUGGUGAUGAUUAUGGUGUCGAGCAACAAGGCAAGAAACAGCUUCCUUCAGUAUCGACUUCUUUAGCACUUGCUGCAGGCCUUGGCAUUGCAGAAGCUGUUGUACUCUCUUUUGGCUCAGGUUUCUUAAUGAAUAUCAUGGGUAUUCCUGUCGAUUCACCGAUGCGAGUACCAGCCGAGAAUUUUCUUGCCUCAAGGGCCUUUGGUGCUCCACCCAUUGUAAUUGCACUUGCUGCACAAGGUGCUUUUCGUGGAUUUAUGGAUACAAAGACACCUUUAUAUGCCACUGGGGCUGGCAAUUUACUGAAUGCAAUCUUGGAUCCGAUUUUGAUAUUUUUCUUUCAUUUUGGCAUUGGUGGAGCUGCUAUUGCCACUGUGAUUUCUGAAUAUUUGAUUGCUUUUAUCCUUCUGUGGGAAUUGAAUGGCAAAGUAUCAUUAAUGUCCCUGGAUAUUGAUGGCGGAAGAUUAGUCCGUUACCUGAAAUCUGGUGGUCUUCUGAUCGGCAGGACAAUAGCAGUGCUUCUGACCAUGACACUGGCAACAUCCAUGGCAGCUAGGGAGGGCCCCGUACCAAUGGCUGGUUAUCAAAUUUGUGUACAACUCUGGUUGACAGUAUCUUUGCUUACUGAUGCACUAGCACUGGCCGGUCAGGCUCUACUUGCCACUGGUUACUCUCAAGGAAAUUAUCAAGGAGCACGCCAAGUGGUUUACAGACUUAUACAGAUUGGUUUGGUAACAGGAAUAGGUUUGGCUGUUAUUUUAUUCCUUGGAUUUGGAGCAUUUUCUCGUUUAUUCAGCACAGAUUCAGAAGUUCUGGAUAUUGCCUGGUCCGGUAUUUUGUUUGUUGCUGGAUCUCAGCCAGUGAAUGCUCUUGCCUUUGUCCUGGAUGGGCUCUACUAUGGGGUUUCCGACUAUGAAUAUGCUGCUUACUCUAUGGUACUGGUCGCAUUGAUCUCAUCAGGUUUCGUUCUUGUGGCUGCUCCUGUAUUUGGUCUUCCUGGUGUCUGGACUGGGUUAUUUCUAUUCAUGACCUUGCGUGUAGCAUUUGGAAUUUGGAGGUUGAGCACAAAAAGUGGACCAUGGAAAUUGGUGUGGUCCGAGAUGGAGCAGUGAAUCUUGCUAAUUUAUUGACAUUUCUACUGUCUUCUAAAGAUGUUCAAACAGUUGAAUUCCAUCUGGCCAAAUCACACGCAAGUGCUUCAAGUAUUAACUCCAAUUGGUUAAAUCACGAAGCUGCACCAAUGCUUUAGUCAUAUCAGAAUCAAAUCACUGUAUCUGAAAAUCUACACUAUUGCUGCCAAACUGAUUCAUUGAGGUGAGUAAAUUUCUAAAAGCUACAACAUCUUAUAUAACAUACCACCAAUCUUCCUAAAUAGAAUGCUAGUACGACUGUUGGAUAUAGUAUUUGGUGGUAAGGCAAGGAAUUUAGAAGCAAAAUAGUUUCCCUUCCCGGCUCUGCCAACAUGAAUCAGGUGUAUGUUAUUGAUAGGUUUUUUUUCCCUAAUUGUAUCUCAAACAUCUAAGAAGUUUAUUUUACACAGCCGUCAUUGUUGCUUGAUGUUCU